AGCAGGAGCGGCGGGUGGAGUAGCCGCACCCUCCCCGCCCCCCCCCCUCCUGGCCGCCGGGCCUCCUCUCGUCUCCCGCCACCGCCUGUGGCUCGGCUGCGCUCCUCUCCUGCGGGCUGCCUGUGGAGCUUGGCUUGCCUUUCGGCCCCAACUUCGUCGCGGCUCGUUUUCGCCGGCGCUCGCUCGAGGGCCAAGCGAGGGCAUCGAUCUUCGAGCGGGAAGAUGGCUGCUGGCUGGCUGCUCUUCUUGAGCCUGACCCUUUUCCAGUCCCUGGUGAUCAACCUGUCCGCCGAAGGACCCUUCCCGUCGCCCUCCACGAUCAAGCUGUGGGUGGAUAAGAUGCAAGAGGACCUCGUAAAGCUAGCAAGAACAGCAAGUGGGGUGGACAAACUUGCAGAAAUAUACUUGAGGAACCCAAGUUUAUACACUGUGGAAGCAAACAACGCAGCACGGCUGGUGGAAGUUGCAGCCCGAGAUAUUGAAAAACUCUUGAGCAACAGAUCUAAAGCCCUGGUGCGCCUUGCAGAAGCAGCAGAGAGAUUUCAGAAAGAGCAUCAGUGGCAGGAUGAAUUUGCGACUGGUGAUAUUGUCUACUACAAUGCAAAAGAUGACCUCAAUGAUCCUGGAAGAAAUGAAAGUGAAACCAGCAGUCAGAGACUCAAACCAGUGUUUGAAGAAGAUCCUGUUUUUGGUCGUCAAACAUCCUAUCAGAAUGCAGCGGUCCACAUACCAACAGAUAUAUAUGAAGGCUCUACCAUAGUACUGAAUGAACUGAACUGGACAGGUGCACUUGAUGAUGUCUUCAAAAAGAACAGAGAAGAAGAUCAAACAUUGCUGUGGCAAGUUUUUGGCAGUGCAACUGGCCUUGCCAGGUAUUACCCAGCUUCCCCAUGGGUAGACAAAAGUCGAACUCAGAACAAGAUAGAUCUGUAUGAUGUUCGUAGAAGACCAUGGUACAUCCAAGGAGCUGCAUCUCCCAAAGAUAUGCUCAUUCUAGUGGAUGCGAGCGGCAGUGUGAGUGGAUUGACACUGAAGUUGAUCCGGACAUCUGUCAUUGAGAUGCUAGAAACUUUGUCCGAUGAUGAUUUUGUGAAUGUUGUUUCAUUCAAUGAAAAUGCUCAGAAUGUCAGUUGCUUCAACCACCUUGUGCAAGCUAAUGUGAGGAACAAGAAGAAGUUGAAAGAAGCAGUCUAUAAAAUCUCAGCAAAAGGAAUCACUGAUUAUAAGAAAGGUUUUAGCUAUGCCUUUGAACAGCUGCUAAAUCACAGCCAGAGUGUCUACAGAGCUAACUGCAACAAGAUUAUUAUGUUAUUUACUGAUGGUGGUGAAGAAAGAGCACAGGAAAUUUUCAACAAAUACAACAAGGAAAAAAAAGUCCGUGUCUUUACAUUUUCUGUUGGUCAACAUAAUUAUGACAAGGGACCCAUACAGUGGAUGGCCUGUCAAAAUAAAGGUUACUAUUAUGAAAUUCCUUCCAUUGGUGCUAUUAGAAUCAACACACAGGAGUACUUGGAUGUUUUGGGGAGACCUAUGGUUUUGGCUGGGCAGCAAGCCAAGCAAGUUCAGUGGACCAAUGUCUAUUUGGAUGCACUGGAACUUGGCCUGGUCAUUUCUGGAACUCUGCCUGUCUUCAAUUUGACAAAAGAUCAAAGCGGAAAUCAGAACCAGUUGAUACUUGGUGUAAUGGGGGUGGAUGUGUCACUUGAAGAAAUUAAGAAGCUGACCCCACGGUUUACAUUGUGUCCAAAUGGUUAUUACUUUGCAAUUGACCCCAAUGGUUAUGUGUUGCUUCAUCCAAAUCUUCAACCAAAGCACAUUGGUGUGGGCAUACCCAAAAUUAAUUUGAGAAAAAGGAGACCCCACGUCCAGAAUCCAAAAUCUCAGGAGCCUGUGACACUGGAUUUUCUGGAUGCAGAGCUAGAAAAUGACAUUAAAGUUCAGAUUCGGAAAAAAAUGAUAGAUGGCGAAAGUGGAGAUAGGACCUUUAGAACACUGAUCAAGUCUCAAGAUGAGCGUUACAUUGACAAGGGAAGCAGAACCUAUACAUGGACUGCUGUGAAUGGGACUGAUUACAGUUUGGCCUUGGUGUUACCACCUUACAGCUUUUACUACAUAAAAGCCACCAUUGAUGAGGCACUCAUUCAGGCGAAGUUUACUGAAACUCUGAAGCUGGAUCGUUCUGAUGAAUUUGGCUACACGUUUUUAGCACCAAGAGAUUACUGUACUCCUGUAAAAAUAACUGACAAUAAUACUGAUUUUCUUCUAAAUUUCAAUGAAUUUAUUGAUCGACAUACCCCCAAAAGCCCUUUAUGCAAUGAUAUGGUUAUGAGAGUUUUACUGGAUGCUGGAUUUACAAGUGAACUUGUUCAGGAACAUUGGAGUAAGCAGGACCCUGAAGGAAUUACAGCACGGUUUGUGGCGACUGAUGGAGGGAUCACCAGAGUGUAUCCAAGAAGCGCAGGCUACUAUUGGACAGAAAAUCCGGAAACAUAUGAGGACAGUUUCUACAAGAGGAGUUUAGAUAAUGAAAACUAUGUCUUCACAGCUCCAUUCUUCAAUAGAAGUAGUGAAGAAGAUGGCAUUAUGGUAAGCAAAGCUGUGAAAAUAACUGUCGGAGGAAAACUUCUGAAGCCUGCAGUUGUUGGAGUAAAAAUCAACAUAACCAACUGGAUGGAAAACUUCACGAGAACCACAACCAAGAACCAGUGCAAAGGGGAACUGUGUGGAUGUGAAAAGAACAGCAUGCAUGUUGACUGUGUUAUUCUUGAUGAUGGAGGAUUUCUUUUGAUGUCAAAUCGAGAUGAAUAUAUACAAGAGAUUGGAAAAUUCUUCGGCGAGAUUGACCCUGGCCUCAUGCGGAAUCUCAUCAACAUGUCAUUGUAUGCCUUUAACAAGUCUUACGAUUAUCAGUCAGUGUGUGACCCAGAAGAGGAACCUAGGCAAGGUGCUGGUCUCCGCUCUGCAUAUGUGCCUACAGUUGCUGAUCUAUUACACCUAGGAUGGUGGGCUUCUGCAGCUGCUUGGUCUAUUUUGCAGCAGCUCUUUUUGGGCCUGACAUUUCCACAUUUCCUUGGUGCAGUGGAAGUAGAGGAAGAAGACUUCAGUGCUAGUCCAUCAAAACAGAGCUGCAUAACAGUCCAAACUCAGUACUUCUUUGAGAAUGGUGAUAAAUCAUUUAGUAGCAUCCUAGACUGUGUAAACUGUUCUAGACUAUUUCAUGCUGAAAAAAUUUCCAAUACAAACUUAGUAUUUAUAAUCAGUGAUAGCAAACAGAUGUGCCCUUACUGUGAUGCAAAACCACUCAUGCAAGCAGAAAAGCCGGAUGAAGGGCCUAAUCCCUGUGAAAUGGUUCAGCAGCCCAGAUACAGGAAAGGACCUGAAGUCUGCUUUGAUGAUGAUGCUGCGGAUCAGCCUAUAUGCACAACGAGUCGUGCCUCUGCCAUGACGUCUGCUCCUCUCUUCAUUUUUCUGCAACUUUUCAUGUGGUGUGGAUGGAAGAUUCAAGAGACUGUGGUGGGGUCUCUGGACUCAGCCCCUCAAUAUGGUCAAUGAUAGGAAUACAGCUGAUCCUGCUCUGGCUGUUAUCUGGCAGCAGACAUUGCCAGUUAUGACCCUAUCUAAACCAAAAUCUGCAUAACCAA
Messenger RNA from Heteronotia binoei (common prickly gecko), 3641 nucleotides. It is a transcript of the gene CACNA2D1, whose product is annotated as calcium voltage-gated channel auxiliary subunit alpha2delta 1. The record is from RefSeq and is a predicted model, not a curated record. Gene Ontology annotation, cellular component: L-type voltage-gated calcium channel complex. The transcript has 40 exons. Lineage: Eukaryota; Metazoa; Chordata; Lepidosauria; Squamata; Gekkonidae. Gene Ontology annotation, molecular function: voltage-gated calcium channel activity. The coding region runs from base 223 to 3552 and encodes 1109 amino acids.